Messenger RNA from Iphiclides podalirius (scarce swallowtail), 603 nucleotides. NCBI's taxonomy places the organism in Eukaryota, Metazoa, Arthropoda, Insecta, Lepidoptera, Papilionidae. The record is from the annotation of a GenBank genome assembly.
AUGGUUCGUAAAGUCGUUCAGAGUCAAACCCCAGAAGAAAUGAGCGAAGAGUAUUCAGAGUAUAUGAGAAACAGACUUGGAGAGGAGGCUUCUAGUUCUGGUCUCAUUAAAGAGAAGUCUGAAAUUAUGCUCAGGAAAAACUCUGUGAAAGACAUCAUCAUCAGCCAUAUUGAUGAAGAUUACCACAAGAAGAUUUUAGACCACAAAGGUGAUGACUGCAACGCUAAUACGUACUCAACUCAGAGAUACAAGAGACCUUUCAAUAGUACUGAUGAGUAUGGAACCCCUGUUAAAAGAAACAAACUACCUCAAACUCAAAGAGCAAGAGGUAGAGGUUCAGGUAAUCCUAGAGGCAGAUAUACCAACUUCAGAGGUAAUUCCAGAGCUAACUUUAGAGCUAGAGGAACUAAUAGAGGUUCCAAAAAUAAUCCAACUGCUAGGAGGGCUGAUCUUGAUGAUGGAUUAACUGAUCAAGAGAACUUUGAGGAAGGUGACGGGCAAUAUGAUGGUUAUAAUGAAUCAGGAGGGGGCGACAAGAAAGGUGUUUACUUUGAACAGACGGCCGUGGAAAUACGAACUGUCGUCUCGCAUUCGGAGAUACGA